Molecule: messenger RNA, 285 nt
Organism: Penicillium manginii
Lineage: Eukaryota; Fungi; Ascomycota; Eurotiomycetes; Eurotiales; Aspergillaceae
Exons: 2
Coding region: 1-285 (94 amino acids)
Source: RefSeq, a predicted model, not a curated record
AUGCCGGGCAAAGUAUUAGGUGAGAAAGCACCUUUCUAUAAACAAAGCAAUGUCCCACCCCACCGUACCUACUUUGACUCUGCCGAAUUUGUUCUAAAAUCUGCACAUAACCCAUCCGAGAUCUCCGAAAAGAACACUGGUACCGAGCGCCCGCAACACGCUAGCAUCCCUCAGCCAUUUUGCGCCGUGCCUGGCACCAGUAAUGUUUGUAAGACGGCGAAUAAUGGAUUUCAGAAUACCAGUCACGAAUAUCAGAAUUACCAGAGUCCUCUCCAUGAAAACUAG